Messenger RNA from Symbiodinium sp. CCMP2456, 1337 nucleotides. The record is from the annotation of a GenBank genome assembly. Lineage: Eukaryota; Dinophyceae; Suessiales; Symbiodiniaceae.
AUGGAGAGAGCACAGGGCCUAGCUGCCUUCCUGCCUCCGCCUAGGCCAGCCAAGCCCGGUCAUGAUGCUCGCGCCCCGCACGAGCUCAAUGCCCUUGAAUGCCGCGGGUCUGCAUCGUCAGCUGCACCAUGCAGCCCAUCACUGACAGCAGCUCUGCCGACGCGGGGUCCAGCACGACGUACAGUAGAGGCUCUAGACGUCAGAGCCAAGUUGGCGCACUCUCCGGUCUCGCCACCAUUCACUGGCCCUAUGUCUCCGCACUUGGGCGCCUCACCGUGCCUCGCGGCAAAGAAGGUUUCUCGCUCCUCAGAUGUUUCCCUGGCAGCGCCGGCGGUCCUACGUGAGACGGAGACAUCUGCGGCUGCGUCGUCGGCAUCCGUGCUGCUUGCACCGCCAAAACCGAUGUCUCAGGACUUCCAGGGCGCAAACCUUCUCGCCCAGGUCGCAAACGACGAGUUGGAGCAUCUACGCGCGGAGGAGCAAAGCUUGCGGAGCCUUUGGCAGCAGCUGCAGGCCACGCCACGAGGGGAAGACCCGACCGGACAAAAUGUCCGCCGUGUUGAGGCCCCAGGGCAGGGCAGUUGCCGAUUGGAGGCAUUUCGACAGGAGGCUGCCGCAGAUGAGCUGCACCUGGCUGAGCAGGAGCUGCACCGCCUCACCCGGCAAGCCGAGUGCCAGGAGCUUCGCCAAAGACGUGAAGCCGAGGAGUGGCGUCAGGCUUACUGUCAGGCACGAGAUGCUGCGUCGAAAGCCCGUCGCGCAGAAGCAGAAUCAGCUGCCGAGCUCCGGCAGCUGGAGCAGCACGUGGUCUCGUUGAGAGAAGCCUCAGACCAGGCCCGCGCCGAUCUCGAGGAUGCCCGGGCAUCCUGCUGGGCUACGGAGGCCCGGGUCGCGGCGGAAACGCGAAGCCUUCAGGAGGAGCUGCAAGAGGCCCGCCAGGCGGCAGCAGGAUGGCUGCCAGCUGACUUUUGGACAACCUCGGAGCCCUUCGACGCUGCUGCGGCCCAAGCCCGUGAAAGUCAACUCCGCACCGAGCUUGCCGAGCUCUUUGAGCGAGAGGCUCGGGCUCGCUCCCUCUUGGAACGCCUGAGAGACCUCCGCAGUGAUGCGGAGCUGCAUUUGCCGGUCAUGGAGGUGGAGAGGAACCAGGAGAAGGUGCAUGCCAUCGAUCCAACAGAGGAGCACCAAAUCUUGCGGAGCACUCCUUCCGCGCAGAGCAGCGGAAGCUGCGAGCAGCCUCAUGAGGAACACGCUCCCGAGCAGAGCUCCGCACAGCAACGGCUCCGCCUGCUACAAGAGCGAGCUGCCAAGCUCCACGUCAUCAAGGAGCAUCUCCA